Arabidopsis thaliana (thale cress) is the source of this 1953-nucleotide messenger RNA. Its product is annotated as Myb/SANT-like DNA-binding domain protein. The record is from RefSeq and is marked reviewed. Lineage: Eukaryota; Viridiplantae; Streptophyta; Magnoliopsida; Brassicales; Brassicaceae. Bases 238 to 1557 code for a protein of 439 amino acids. The transcript has 4 exons.
CGGACAACCUUAUCCUUAAAAUCUCACCGGUACUCCAACUCCCGUUCACCGGAGCUCUGACUCUCUGUAAGCGAAGAUUCUCUGCUCUUUAGCUAAUUUAGUCGAAUCUCUAUUAUGGGUCUGAUCCAGUUUCUUACGAGAAUCUGAUUUCUGAUUUUAUAACUUGAUUUCUCGAUUUCAAAUUUGUGUUCUUGCAAUCGAUUUUUUUGCAGGUAAAGAAGAAGGGAGAAAUAGAUAAUGAGCAGUAGAAACGGCAAUGAGAGAUUAAGAACAGUGUGGACACCUGAAAUGGAUCAGUAUUUCAUCGAGCUUAUGGUGGAACAAGUUAGAAAAGGCAACAGAUUUGAAGAUCAUUUGUUUAGUAAACGAGCUUGGAAGUUCAUGUCUUGUUCCUUCACUGCCAAGUUCAAGUUUCUUUAUGGCAAAGAUGUUUUGAAAAACAGGCAUAAGACAUUGAGGAACUUGUUUAAAUCUGUGAAUAAUCUUUUGAUAGAAGAUGGUUUUAGUUGGGAUGAUACUAGACAGAUGGUUGUUGCUGAUAACUGCGUUUGGGAUGAGUAUCUUAAGAUUCAUCCUGAUUCGAGAUCUUUUCGGAUAAAGUCUAUACCUUGUUACAAAGAUCUGUGCUUGGUUUACUCAGAUGGAAUGUCUGAGCACAAAGCUGAGGAGAGUAUUAGUGAGGGAGAAUCCAAGACACUGAUUCAGGAAGAUGAUGGGUACAACAGAAUAUGUGAAUCGUCAACAGUCAGGUCUAACUCAAAAGGAAGCAGUGUCACACGGUGCAGGACUACUUGGCAUCCUCCAAUGGACCGGUAUUUCAUUGAUCUGAUGUUGGACCAAGCGAGGAGAGGAAACCAGAUUGAAGGUGUUUUCAGGAAACAAGCAUGGACUGAGAUGGUUAAUCUCUUCAAUGCGAAAUUUGAGUCUAACUUUGAUGUUGAUGUGUUGAAGAACCGGUAUAAGUCUCUGAGAAGACAGUUCAACGCGAUCAAGAGUAUUCUUCGAUCAGAUGGGUUUGCUUGGGAUAAUGAGCGUCAAAUGGUUACAGCUGAUAAUAAUGUAUGGCAAGACUAUAUAAAGGCUCAUAGAGAUGCAAGGCAAUUUAUGACUCGGCCAAUUCCGUACUAUAAAGAUCUGUGUGUGCUCUGUGGCGAUUCUGGGAUCGAAGAAAACGAAUGCUUUGUAGCUAUGGAUUGGUUUGACCCUGAAACUGAAUUCCAAGAAUUUAAGUCCAGUGGUACUACAGAUUUGUCUAUUUCAGCUGAGGAAGAAGAUAGCAACUCUCUUUUGUUUGACCCCAAGAACAAAAGAGAUCAACUUGCUAAUACUGAUACAAGCCCUAUAAACCCGAAAAAGCCUCGAGUUGAUGAAACCCAAACCAUGUCAAUAGAGGACACGGUUGAGGCUAUUCAAGCGUUACCAGACAUGGACGAUGAACUUAUAUUGGAUGCUUGUGAUCUGCUUGAAGAUAAACUCAAGGCGAAAACUUUCUUGGCUCUAGAUGUGAAACUACGCAAGAAGUGGUUGUUAAGGAAACUCCGACCUCAAGUGACUUGAGGAUUAUGAGCUGUAAAGAAGCAAAGUAGAAGUUUGACGAUAAACAGAAGCUCAUUGGCUUAUACUACAGAGUACAGACUACUUUGCGAGAGUUUCAUAUACAAAGACUUAUGCUCUUAGAAGUUGUAAAUGUGAUCAAAUAUGGCUGAUGAUAUUAAACCUUGUACAAACUCUCUCUUCUUUGCCUUCUCUAGUAGCUCUGUAUCUGACAAGGGAGACGGCGAUUCCCAGUCUCUGAGCACACAGAAAUACGAAAUGUAUCUUUAGACAAGGUUUAAGAAGAUGAGAUAAAGCAAGCAGAAUCAAGAAAAUGUCAAAGAAUUACUUACUUUUCUGUUGAAUCCCUUAUUAAGCUAUUGUCUUCCAUGCUUGCUUCACUAGAUGAAUCAGGUUGUA